Messenger RNA from Cucumis melo (muskmelon), 477 nucleotides. RefSeq names its product L10-interacting MYB domain-containing protein-like. NCBI's taxonomy places the organism in Eukaryota, Viridiplantae, Streptophyta, Magnoliopsida, Cucurbitales, Cucurbitaceae. The transcript has 2 exons. The record is from RefSeq and is a predicted model, not a curated record. Bases 1 to 477 code for a protein of 158 amino acids.
AUGUCACAAAAAUCAACUGAACAACUUUGUGUCGAUGACGUUGUUGAGAUUGAUGGAUUAAAAGGUGAGGAACCAUGGUCAAAUAAGAGUAAAGCUUUGUUUGUAGUCUUAAUGGAUGAAGAGGUUGUAAAAGGAAAUCGACCAACUACAACAUUUACAAAGACUAGUUGGAAUUAUAUGAGAAGCCAACUAAAUGCUAGUACAGGAUAUAAUUAUUCUCAUCAUCAAUUGAAAAAUAAGUUCAACAAAUUAAGACAAAUUUACAAAGACUUCAAAAAGAUAUUGAGUGAUAUGAUAGAAAAUGGUUGGGAUCCAUUAUUAGGUACCAUCAAUCUUGAAGAAGAGCAAUGGAACGAGCUUUUUAAGGUGAAUAAUCGAGCUAAAAAGUUUAGAAAAAGUGGUUACCCACAUUAUGAAAAGCUCAUAAGGAUUUUUGGAGAUACUACUACAACAGGUGUAAAGCUUGCCCGUCAAUAA